Molecule: messenger RNA, 779 nt
Organism: Habropoda laboriosa
Lineage: Eukaryota; Metazoa; Arthropoda; Insecta; Hymenoptera; Apidae
Exons: 5
Coding region: 1-747 (248 amino acids)
Biological process (GO): embryonic morphogenesis
Cellular component (GO): extracellular matrix; tRNA-splicing ligase complex
Source: RefSeq, a predicted model, not a curated record
AUGUUACCAUUGGGAAUAUAUGAAUUAACACAUCCUGAAUCACUGUCAGAAUUUGAACUAAAAGAAAUUUUAGAAAAUAGAUGUAUUGACUUCAGUAAUUACAAAAAUUUAUCUAAACUUGAAUUAAUAGAAUUAUAUAAGAGGGUGGCAUUACCAUUACCUCAAAGACAAUCUAAAAGUUCCCAAAACUUAGAUACAGAGAGGCAAAAUGAGGCAACAAGUUCUACUAAUGAAUUUUACCGAAAUUCAAUUUCUUCAAAUGGUACAAAUAGUAUGAGGACAAUUAAAAGUCGAAAAAUAGAAGCACCCAAGCUCUUUCGCACAAGACCAGAGUCCCCUGUGAAUGAAGUGGCAUCUAAACGAAUAUGUUUACAUAAUUUAAGUAAUAUCACAAAAUGCAAUGGUGUUCACAAACAUAAAAAUGAUGAAAAGCAUGAUGGAGCUCCAAUUAAGAAAAGGCAAAAGAUUACAUGGCCAUAUCCAGGACUUAAUUACGAUCCCCAUCCGCAGUACACCUACGCUUACGACGUGCAAGACAGUUUAACUGGAGACUCGAAAACUCAACAAGAAAGUAGGAAUGGCGACGUGGUUAGUGGCAGCUAUAGUUUUAUCGAAGCUGAUGGCACCAGGAGGAUCGUCGAAUACACAGCGGAUCCUGUGAAUGGAUUCAACGCAGUUGUCCAUAGGGAACCUGUAGCUGUGAUUAAACCUGUCGUGAAGGUUGCUCCAAUUGCCUUUCACCCAUAGGAAGUUUUAACAAUUGUUAACUCGUUUAUUGC